AGCUAGCUACGCAUCCAUAGGCAUACAGGUAUUUUUAUCAGGAAACUCUCUAUUAAUAGAAGAUAAAAGAGCGUCAUUCAUCUUUUGUCUACAUUGAACUGCCUUCAUUUGCGCAUGAUAAAAUACUACCUUCACACCCACAGCUCUGUCGAUUAAUUUGAGAGUGGUCAUUUAUACCAGCAUGAGGGAUAGUCUGUUAAUGCAAGACUGGGAUUUUCCCGGGGCACAUGUGCAGGGAAAGGCACUGAGAGCCGAGUCGCGUAGGCGGUAGCAGAACUAUAAAUUCGGAUGUAUUUCAUUAAGAAGAUAAAACGUUACUUUAGACUUCGUAGUGGUGGUUUGAUAUGGAUAAGUGCGCAAGGAACAGCGAGAUUCCUCACGAUACCGUGAUUUCAAUGGCGCAGCAAGAGUCUGUUGUUCUUUUGGUCAAACACUGUCAAGAAAUGAAGCGACAGGAGAGUCGCUUGCGUCUUGUCACGUUAUUCUUGGUUCUGGGUUGUGCAGCUGUAUUUGUCUUUACCCAGCGUGUGAAUAGAGACUGUAAUGAGAAGCAUUCACUCAAACCUGCAGAAUACUCACGACAGCAAGCUAUAGAUCGGCAAGGACAGAACCUGAAGCCAAGCGCUCACCUGACAACAUCAUCAAGGUGCAACUCAGUGCCUGAAGAUUACAUCCAAUGGGAACACAAGGCCAUUGGCUUGGUGCACAUGCAAAAUUUCACCUAUGAUGAGAAAAAGCAUGCUCUGGUUGUCCCUCAGGGAGGCCGAUACUUUGUCUACGUAGGGGUCAACUUUCGAAUGCCGGAUAAAGACAAGGUAUCUGGCGAGAUCCAUUUUCUUAGCCUGAAAGUCCUGAAAUUCUCCAAUAGCUACCAAGAUAAUUGUCUUAUCAUGGAAGUCAAGGAUAGCAUACCAGACAAUAGGAGAGGAGCGAGGACUGUGUACACGGGACAGGUGGUUGCUCUGGAGGAAGGGGACCUCCUGAGGGUGUCCAUUAAUGAAGACAAUUAUGAACUGAUUGACUGUUCAACAGAGACUACCAUGUAUAUUGGUGCUUUUCUCCUCUAGACAAGGAGUACGUGUCUAUUCCAAAAAUAUGCAGUCUGUGUGGAUUUAUAUUAUUUAUUUCCAUGCUUACUUUUAGUAGGACCAGUGCAUGUUUCAAGGCACAUUUUAAAAUCCUUGUGGAUACAAUACUCCUGUAACAUGCAGGUAUUAGUUAAGGCUUUCCUUCUGACAAAGCUGACCUUAUUUCAGGGUGGCAGGUAGCCUAGUGGUUAGACCAUUGGACCAGUAACUGAAAGGUUGCUAGAUCAAAUCCCAAAGCUGUCAAGGUAAAAAUCUGUUGUUCUGCUCCUGAACAAGGCAGUUAACCCACUGUUCGUAGGCUGUCAUUGUAAGUAAGAAUUUGUUCUUAGCUGACUUGCCUAGUUAAAUAAAGGUACAAUAUGAAUGUAUUCAUACAUUAAUUUCAUAGUAUGUACUGUUUGCUACACAUUCCUUUCUUGAUCAAAAUGAAUUCAAUUGUUGUUCAAUAAUUGUUGUUAAAUGAAAUAACUUAUUAUGAUUUUAUAGAGUGGGGUCAAUUCCUAACUCAAACAUUUGCCUAAUUCUUUAACGCAUGAGUUUUGUGCAAGAGUCAAGGUAGGAUUUGACUGUCACGUCCUGACCAUUGAGUGCUCUUAUUUUCUAUGGUAGAGUAGGUCAGGUCAUGACUGGGGGGGUUUUAUCUACUUACAUUUUUCUAUGUUGGGUUCUAGUUUCUUUUUUCUAUGUUGGUUUUUUUGUAUAAUGCCCAAUUAGAAGCAGCUGGUCAUCGUUGUCUCUAAUUGGGGAUCAUAUUUAAGUACUUGUUUUCCCCACCUGUGUUGGUGGGAGAUUAUUUUGAGUUAGUGCAUGGUGCACCGCUUUUGUUGUGGUUUGUUUGUAAUUUAUUGUUUGUUUGGAUAAGUUUCACAAUAUAAUAAAGAUGUGGAAUGAUACGCA
Messenger RNA from Salmo salar (Atlantic salmon), 1985 nucleotides. Lineage: Eukaryota; Metazoa; Chordata; Actinopteri; Salmoniformes; Salmonidae. The record is from RefSeq and is a predicted model, not a curated record.